AUGCGUCAAACUUGCCUGUGCCAAUACCUAAGGGUAGAAUGCAACCAUCCCGACACUCUACUGCAGCUGCCAGUUGCCAUACGGGAGCGCAUCUACUGGCAUGCUGGCCUCGUCACUGGUCACCGCCUCGACUACGGCGAACCGCUUGAUGAUGACGAUUCGGUUCUAUUGAUGCAUAUCUGCCACCAGAUUCGCACCGAGGUUAAGGCAUUCCUCCUAGAGCACAACACCUGGGUUAUCGCAGAAAAUAUUGACGAGUCUCUUCUUGCGCUCCAAGGAUGGAAGCCGGAGGUGUGCGCCAGACUCCGCGACUUGCACAUCCAUGUGCAGACGGCGGAAUGCGCACCUCCUACCUGGAGCCGCAUUCGGGCCUGGCAAGGCGCCGUGAAGCACCUGCUACAACAUGCCAAGCCAGGUCAGCUCAGGCUUCAUGUUAUAUGCCACGUGUAUGACCAUCUGGCCAGGGCUAGAGCCGCUGUCCAACCAUUUGAGCAAUUUCCAGGUCGCCUCAGAGAGCUAGAGCUCUGUCUAGCCGACCACCUUACACAUGGCUUCCUAAAACUAGCUCGCGAGGCGGUGGAGUUGGCUCAAGCACCAGAUGAGGAGGAAGAAGCCCGUCGUGCUAUGCGCCCCUUCCCGUUUUUCAACCUUCCUCAGGAGAUUCGUCACUACAUCUAUCAAUAUACGGGCCUCGUUCUUCCUCACCGAAAUGUCCUCUGGUUGCCGGAUGGGUAUGGGUUCCGCCGCCAAGGGAUAUUCUGCGAAUGCGAUGGGACUGUAUGCCGCGAGAGGGACCUCCAUUAUAACCGCAAGUUCUAUCGCUGUGAUGUAGAGGACGACUUUUGCUCAGGGCGUAACAGUAGCUUUUCGAGGCGCUGUAAACAUGAGGCGGCGCUGUCUCUGUUGCUUGCCAGUCGGGCGCUUUACCAAGAAGCCAUCGCUUUCUUCUACGCGAGCAAUAGGGUCACCAUCGCCGCUCGCAGGCACCCCGAACACGCGAUAUCCAUGUGGGACCCUACUCACAGCCCACCUCUUCCUCGAGAUGAGUGGGGUGUGGCGGGCUCGGAUCUUGAGGAGUCGUACUCGGCGGAGCAGAUCACGCACGAUCCUACAAGACUUUUCAUUGAGCAUGUCGGCACCGCUGCUUUGCGCCAUCUCCGGAAUAUUGAGAUCGUGCUCCCACGGACAACUACAAAAUCUAGCCUCGAUGAUGAAUUAUCCAUAUAUACCGAAUGGCGUGAGGCAGUUGACAUUCUCGCCGAGCAUUGCAACCUGGCGGGCUUGACCAUCUCGAUCCAUAUCUUCACCACGCGCAGGUACUUGCGUUGGCCGCUAUCAAGGACCGAAGACAUCCGCCAGACGCAGGGCCUCCGUAUGCUUGCCCCGCUGACGAGGCUGUCGGGUCUUGGUCGGCUUUAUGUUUUACUGGAGUGGCCUCGGCAUUGGUCAUCCUUGAGACCAAGGCUUGAUAUAGAUGCGUCUGGCAUGCCCGAGAAGCCUAGUCCAGGGUGUGCUAUAGGCGAGCAUUAUAUACCGACCUCAGAGCCCAGCCUUGUGCAAGAGGAGACACAGCUGGAGAGGCAAAUUAUGGGCGAACACUAUGAUAGCUUUGCGGUAGGCAAACGAGAACUUGUUCCCAGCCCGUGGCUUCGUGGCGAUUGGGACUAUCCUCAGGAUUAA
This is a messenger RNA of Clonostachys solani, 1680 nucleotides long. NCBI's taxonomy places the organism in Eukaryota, Fungi, Ascomycota, Sordariomycetes, Hypocreales, Bionectriaceae. The record is from the annotation of a GenBank genome assembly.